CACUGAAGUUCUGAACAAACACGAGGAGUGGGUUCGCGUGGACAGUGGUGUGGCAACAUUGGGCAUCAGUAAUUUUUCCCAGGAGGCACUGGGGGACGUGGUCUACUGUGGGCUCCCUGAAGUUGGGACAAAGUUAUCACAGUCUGAUGAAUUUGGUGCUCUGGAGAGUGUUAAAGCAGCGAGUGAGUUGUACUCUCCUCUGACGGGGGAGGUGACAGAUGUCAAUGACGCCUUGGCAGACAACCCAGGACUGGUCAACAAAUCUUGCUAUAAAGACGGUGAGACUUUACUUCAAACUCAUUUGGACUCAAACUGGAAUGGAUUUUUCAGCUUAAAGGAAUAGUUCACUCAAAAAUGACGAUGAACCCACCCUCAAGCCAUCCAAGAUUUAGACGAGUUCUUCAUCGGAACAGAUUUGGAG
Messenger RNA from Cyprinus carpio (common carp), 421 nucleotides. Its product is annotated as glycine cleavage system H protein, mitochondrial-like. Gene Ontology annotation, biological process: glycine decarboxylation via glycine cleavage system; protein lipoylation. Gene Ontology annotation, cellular component: mitochondrion; glycine cleavage complex; cytoplasm. The transcript has 3 exons. The annotation marks the transcript as partial. The record is from RefSeq and is a predicted model, not a curated record. NCBI's taxonomy places the organism in Eukaryota, Metazoa, Chordata, Actinopteri, Cypriniformes, Cyprinidae.